AUGUCUCAGAGCAGCGAGGCGCCGUCCGCCGCCGUGGGUGGCGGCGGAGUCAGCGAAAUCAUACUCUUCGGUGUGAGAGUCAAGGUUGAUCCAAUGAGGAAGAGCGUGAGCAUGAACAAUCUGUCCGAAUACGAGCCUGCCGGCAAGGACGGCGGCGGUGGAGAUGCACCAAGGGCUUCGGCGGAGGAUGGCGGCGGCACGGGCUACGCAUCCGCCGACGACUCCGUGCCCCGGGCCUCUAACCGGAACCGCGAGCGCAAGCGAGGCAAGAUUGGUGUUCCAUGGACAGAGGAAGAACAUAGGCUUUUCUUAAUUGGGUUGGAGAGGGUUGGUAAGGGAGAUUGGAGAGGAAUCUCUAAAAACUUUGUGAAAACUCGUACUCCGACCCAAGUUGCUAGCCACGCCCAGAAGUACUUCAUUCGCCGGAAUAACGUCAACUGCCGCCGCCGGAGAUCGAGCCUCUUUGACAUAACCACCGACUCGGCUACUGCAAUGCAAAUCGAAGAGGGUAAUAAAAACCAAGAGAGCCAUGCAAAACCAAUAGCUGCUGCUAAUGUCGAGGGAUUCUCAGUCGAGCCUUCCCCUAGCCUGGUUCUACACUCGAUGCAAGAUGAAAAAUCAAUGGAAAAAUCGAGUCUUGCUCCGAAAAACAUAAUAAAAACCUCGUCAAAGGUCUUUCGUUCUGUUCCCACACCUACUCCCUCAACAAUGGUGGAUCUCAACUUAAAUCAGGAAGCGCCGCUCGAGCCAUUACCAUUAUCUUUGAGGCUUUCACUUUCAUCUGAUGUAGAUCAUCGCUUUACAAACGUUUCGGAUUAUGGGAUUAUGCCAAGCUUAAAGAACGGUGAUAACUAUAUCAGUGUUGCUUGA
This is a messenger RNA of Striga hermonthica, 870 nucleotides long. NCBI's taxonomy places the organism in Eukaryota, Viridiplantae, Streptophyta, Magnoliopsida, Lamiales, Orobanchaceae. The record is from the annotation of a GenBank genome assembly.